Messenger RNA from Paramecium sonneborni, 6620 nucleotides. Lineage: Eukaryota; Ciliophora; Oligohymenophorea; Peniculida; Parameciidae. The record is from the annotation of a GenBank genome assembly.
AUGGCUAAGGAUAUUGAAGAAUAUUUUAUUAAAAGACUUUAAUCUUAUCUUCUAGAAUAUUUGUAAGAUUUCUCUUAAAAUAACAUGGCUAAAGUAAUAAGUUCCUUAUUUUAAAGUUUUCUUUAGGAAUUUCGUCAAAUAUAGUAUUGAAGAAUUUGUGCAUCAAAAAAUAAGCAUUACUAAAUUUCAAAUUCCCAUUAUAUAUAAUAGAUGGAAAAAUCGAUUAGAUCACCCUUAAUGUAAGUUUCAUUAAUAUUAUUGUUUAAAGAUGCCUUUAAAUUACAAAAAAUAACAACCAGAAAUUAUAAUAGAUGGAAUUGAUCUUCUUGUUUGUACUAUUUAAGAAGCUAAUAAAUUUGCAAAUAACAAGGAUCAUCAGACUUAAGGAAUUGAAAAUUUAAAGAAACAUAAACUUAAAUUGUGGGAAGAAUAAAUGGCAAAAUAUUUCGAAAAAUUAUCUCCACCAAAUUGGAUAUAAAAAAUAGUAGAUGGAAUAUACAAUAAUUUAACUAUAACUAUUAAGUAGUUUAAUUUUAGAUUUUUUAAUCAUUCAAUUUUUGGUUAUGAAACAAUCUUAAGAAUAAAAUUUGAUGCUUAAAUAAAAGCAACUGAUAAGGACUUUAAAUAAUUAUUCAAUAAUGAUCUUAAUUGCACAUAUAAAUUGAUUGAAAUUAAAAAAUUGAGUAUCUCUUUUAAAAAUGACCUUUUUAAUAAAUUGUAAAAAAAAGAAGAUUAAAUGAUAUUAACACCUAUAGAUAUUGAAAUUAAAUAUAUGAUAAAUAGAAAUUAUGAAUAGUUAACUCAACCAAUCUAAAUAUUAUAAAUAUUGAUAAAAUCUCCUAUAAUAAUUUAAUUGAAUAAGAAUUAAAAAGAUUAUUUAAUUAAAUUGAAUGAAACCCUUUAAUGUUAAGAAGUGAUUUAAGAUAAUUUUCAUCUUAGACCAAUUAAGGAGAUUUAAAAGGCCUCUUAUUCAGAAUGGUGGAAAUAUUUAAUUAAAUCUACCAUUCUUAAAUAAAAGAUUAAAAAAUUAGAUUUAAGUUAUUCUUCAAAAAAAUUAGUUUUAAUGAAACGAUAUAUUGAAUUAUAUAAAAGAAAAUAAACUAUAAUUUUAGUUCCAUGGUUAUCAUCUUGGACAACAAAAGAUGAAUCUAAAAUAGCAAAAUGUGAAGAUGAAUUAUCAUUGAAAGAUCUAUUAAAAUAUAGAGAAUGGGCAUUUUAGGAAAUAAGAAUAGAAGCUAAAAGAUAUUAUAACUCAUCUAAGGAUGGCUAAAAUAAAUAAAGUGUUAAACCUUUAUUAGAAAUUUGGACAAAUACAAUAAAUAAUCAAAAUUCAUUUAAAGAUCAUACUAAAAGGAAUGAUGAUAUUCCUAUUGAAUUAGAAUUAGAUGAAAAAAUUAGUUUAUAUGAAAUUUUAGAAAGAGAUAAAACUAAUGUUUUAUAAAGUUAUUUAAAGGGAGAAAAUAAUCAUCCUGAUUAAAUUAAAAUAUAAUUUACUUUAGAAAUUCAUUCUAUUUUCAUAUUAUUAUUUGAAUAAAGAAUAAGUAAUUAUGUUAAAUACACACCUGAAAAUACAAAGAUUUUUUAAUUUUGUUAGUGUAAAUAUCAUAUUCGUUUGUUAAAAUAGACGAAUUAUUCUAGAAAAAAAUCAAGAUAAUCAUCUUAUAAUAAUAGUUUUAAUUAAGUUUAUUAAGAAACAUAGAAAAUAAAUGAAGAUAAAUCAUUUUAAACUGCUAAAAUAGUUGAUAGUUUUUAUGAAGAUAUUGAAGAUUUAAAUGGAGUAGGAUCAAUUAUUUCAUAAUCAUCUAAUAGUUCUGAUUAAUGUAAUAGUUUUGAAUUAAAGUAAACAAAUGAUUAAUUAUAUCAUCAAAAGUUUGUUCUAAUGAUCAAUUUUAUUGGUAUAAGGGUUCCUUUAUAUAUUUAUUAAAAUGGAACUAUUUAAACACCUUCUAUUAAGAAAUCAAAAGAUAUUUAAUAUAGAAUGUAUAUUGGUGAUAUUAGAAUUAUAGCUCCAGGUAUGUUAUUAAAAGUUAUGGAAGAACAAGAUUCUUUAAUAAACAUAUAAUCACCUUUAGUUUCUGGUAUAAAUUAAUAAGCAUCUCAUUUGAAGCAUUUAUCAUCAUUAUAAAUUCAAUAAUAAUAAUAAACUAAUAUUCAUAAGAAAAAAUCUUAGAUUAAAUAUUCUGAUUUCUUUAAUGAAAUUUUUGAGAUUUCAAUUACUAAUGAUUCUUAACAAUUUUUAAAUAGUGAACUCUGUUAUUAAUUGUUAGGAGAAUUUUUAAAAUAGAAUUUAAUGGGAAAUGUAAAAUCGUUUUUAGAUGAAUAUGAAAAGGAUAAGAAUAACUUUUAAGAUUUUACAUUGGAAUAAUAUAAGUCAUAUAAUAAAUAUUUUGAUGAUAGACAAGAAUAAGAAGAUUAUUGUUUUAUUCAUAUAUCUAGAUAACAAUAUGUAGAAAAAAAAUGGGAAUUAAUAAGAAAUGCUGCAAUAUCUUCUUCUGAAAAAGAUAAAAAUAACCAUUGGGUUUAAUGUGAUAAUAAUGAUAAAAGCUUAUUUAUAUAAAAUGCUCAUAGCAAAUUAAUUGAAAUUAUAAGAAGAGUUUUGUUUAUUCCAUUUAUAGAAGAAUAUGGUGAAAUACUUCUUCCAAUUUGUAUUUAAAAUUUAAAAGAAAAAUUAACUUUUCCAACAAUUUAAUCAUUGAAAGAAUAAGAUAUUUGCACAGUUACAAUUUGUUUAUCUUUAUCAGGUGAAUAAUCUGAAUAUAGGAUUGUUUCUAAUAAUCAUAAACAUAAAGGAAUAUAGAAGGAUAAAACUAUACCUAUUUAAUAAGCUCCAUUAAAUGAAAUAAUUAUUUUAUUUAAACCUUUUUAAACUUUGAUAUCUACUAAAACUGUUUCUUCUAUUCUAAAUUUUAUUAAAUAUGAAAAAUAAGAAAUAUUUUAGUCUCCAUCAUAUAAAUAAUGCAAAGCAGAUCAAAAAUUACUUGAAUGUGUUGUUAAAAGUAAACCUUUAAAUAAAGAGAUGUAAAAUAAAAAUUAAUGGAAAUUUUCUUUAUAAAUGGAAGGCAAACAAAAAAUAAAAAUAGUAUCUGAUUCAAUAUCUGGAAAGAUUAAGACAGAAUUAAAGAUUCAAUUUAAAAAUCUUAACAUUCAAACAGUAAAUUUGGAUGAUAAAGAAUAUUAAAAUUAUUUAACAGAAUUUUAUUAAUCAAAUAAAGAUGCAUUCAUCCUUUAAUAGAGAUAUUAUUUUAUAAAGAAAGUCUCAAUAGAAUAAAUAUUAAUUGGUCAUAAAUAUUUUUCAAUAGAUUACAAAUAUUAUAAUGAAGAAAUGAGAAAUUAUGAAAAACAAAUACAAUUAUUUAAAAAUGGUAAAGAAUAAUUAAACUCUCCUUCUUCUCAUUAAAAAAAUACAAAUUAAUAAAGGUAAUUUUAAUUUAGUCAUUAAAUUAAACAUUCAGCAACAUUAAAUUAAGAUUAAAAAAUAUAAUAAAAUUAACCAAAAAAUAAAAUAUCUGGAAUAAAAUCAUAUAUAUUGAAAUCUUAGUUCAUUUUAUUUUAAUUAGACUCUCUAAUUAAAAAUCAUCCAUUAUUGACUGAUAAAAAGAUUUAUAUUUAAUUUCCAUGGUUAGAUUUAUAAAUAAAUGAUUCAUAGAUUUGUUUUAUUGAGCUAUUAAUGAUUUUAAAUAAAAGUUUUGAUAAAGGAAAAUAAUAAAAGUUUAUGGAAAAUAAAUAUUCUAUGAGUAAGGAUAGUUUAAUAAGAGCAGAAUUAUAAUUAUUAUUAAAUGAGCAUAAAAAACAAAAGAAGGAUUGUAAACAUUGUAUAAUAAAAUAUAGAAAGAGUAUUUAUUUAAGUAAUAUUAUAUUUGGAGUAAUGCCAAAAAUGAAUAAUGAUAUUAAUUUAUUUACAUUAUUUGAAAUAGAGAAUAAAUUGAUAGAUCAAAAGAAAAUAAAAGAUCGAUUUAAAUCUCUAUAAUAAUAAUAAUUAAAAGAAAAGAAAAGAAUUGAUGGAAUUAGAAUCUAAUUUUCUAGUACUCCAAAAUCUAGAAACAGUAUUUGUUAUAUUACACUUAUUGAAAUGCCUUUAUUUAUAAUUACUCAUGAUAAAGGAUAUUUUAAAGAUACUAUUGCUAUUCAUUGUUAAAAAACACCUUAAAGUAGUGAUGCAUCUCAUUAAAAUAGUAUGUAUAAAUUAGAAUAAGUUUCUAUUUAACAUCCUCAAUUAGAGAGAAAUAAAUCUCUUAAAUAAAUGAGAUCAAAAUAAUAAUCAUUUGAAUAAUACUCUUAAGAUGAAAUAGAUGAAAGAAAUUCUGAUAUUAAUUAUAUUAUUUUCUAACCAUCAUUAUUAGUUCAAAAUUCUCAUCUAUUAAGUGACAAACUAGAUGAUAAAUUUAUUUUUUAUUGUAGAAAUCAAGAAAAAGAAAUGUUUAAUUAAGAAUUUAUCAUAUAUGAUGAUAAAGAAAAAGAUUUAAUGUAAUAAUCAAACAAUUUAUCAUCUAUCUAUUAUUAAACUCCAAUUUAUUUACUUUAUUAUUGUAAUCGACCUUUAAAGUCUUAAAUGCUUUCAUGUGUAAUUGAUGAUUAUUAAACAGAUAAAAAUUCUAAAAUUAAACUUUUUUUUGGAAUUGAUAAUAUUAAAGUUAUUUUUACUAAUUAAUUUGCCACUAAUAAUCUUAUUACUAUAAUCAAAAAUAUUUUAACAAUUAAGAAUAUUUAAGAAAAUGCUUAUAAUUUAAUUAAUAAAGAUCUUAUAAAAUAAUAAAGAGAAAAAUUACAAUUUAAAUAAAAUCCAUUAAAACUUCUUGAUGACUUAAUUGUUUGUGCUCUUAUUUAAAAUAUUUAUUUAUAAUCUAAUGAAACUUUCUUUAAAUUAAGUUAAUUAAGAGCCUUCAUUUAGGUUAAUUUAAUGGGAAAUAUUAAAGGAAAUUCUCUUUUAAAAAGAAGUUCCUAGUCAUAAAAAAAUCGAUAAUCUGUAAUAUCUAAUGAAGAAGAUUAAGUUAUAAGAUGUAAUUUUAUUAAAUUUAAUUUUAACUAAGUAUCAUAAGUUGAUAUCAAAACUAUAAUUGUUAAAAAAUAAAAGGAAGAACUUCGUUUAUCAGUUGAUGAAAUUUAAAUAAGUAUUAUGGGAAGGUAAAAAGAAAAUCUAUUAGUUAUGCCUGGAAAAGAAACAGGUACUUCAUAUGCUUUACAUAUUACUUUAUUAUUUUAAAAUUCAUAUCCUAUUAUAAAAUUGUAAAUUGAAUAGGCAAAAAUAAUUCUUUCUUAAUAAAAAAUUUAAGAUUUAUUAAUAGCUAUCAAUAGUUUCUAUUUAAUCAAUAUUGAAGAAUCAAUAUCUUUAAAGUAACACCUAUUAAAAUUUAUUUUUUUACAAGAACUUUUUAUUAAUGAAUAUAGAGAAAAAUCUUUUGCUAUUAAUUUAUUUGCAAAAAAUCCUAACAAUUAAAAAACACCUUAUAAGUAUGCUAUUGAAUUAUAUGUUGAUUCCUUAAUUAUUAAAUUAUAAGAUUUAGAAUAAGAUUUUUUUGCCUUUUAAUUUCAUCAAAUAUAAAUCAAGAAAAAAAACCAAACUAAUUUAGAAUUAUCACUAUCUUAAAUUGAAAUGAAACCUCAUAAUAUUAAUAAUGAAUAAAUUUUAUAUUAAAAUUUAAUAGAACCUAUUGAUAAUUAAUAACCUUUUAUUUUUAAAUUAGAAAAUUAAGUAUUAUACAUUAAAAAUGUUAAAUUCUAUUUAAUUUCAAGAUAUAUUAAGGAAUUAGAAGCAUUUUAAUAAAGAAUCGAAGAAAUUUUAGAAAAAAACUUAGAUGAAUUGAAGGAGAAAUACUAAAAGGAUUUUGAUUUAUAAUUACAAAUAAAAUAGGAAGAAGAUUUUCUUAAAGAAAAGGAUAAUUUUAAUUACAAAAUAUCAAUCUAAAAUUCAUAAUUAAUAAUACCAGAAACUUCUUUAGGUUCAAAUCAAAUUAUUAUUAAAUUUGACAAAGCAAGCUUAAAAUUAAAAAAGUAAAAAAUAAACCUAAGGAUGCCUGAUUUUAUAGAUGAUUUAUUAUUCGAAUCUAAUAAUGAAAAUUUAUUGAUUGAUUAUUAAGAAAAAAAUUAAGGGGAUGGAGAAUUUUUUGUAGUUAAUAUAAAUGGAAACUUUGAUAAUGUAUAAGUGAAUUAUUGGUUUUCUGAAGGUUUAAACAAUGGUUAAUUAUUAUUUGCAGGUAAGAUAAUUAUUUAUUUAUAGAUAAAAUUUAACCGAUUAUUGAUUUUCCUAGUUUUGAUUAAAAAUGUGGUUAAAUUCCUUGGAAAUUUAAAGAUGCUUACAAACUAAUUGUGUAUAAUUUAAAAAUGUCACUUGAUUUUGGCAAAUUACUAAAAUUAUAAAGUUUAUUAAAUAAAAAUAUAGAUGAGAAAUCUCCUUUAUUUAAAUUUAAUAGAUCUUUAUUAUAAAAAGUGAAUUUUGAAGUAAAGAAUAUAUUUAAUUAUAGAUAAAAUUGAUAGAAAGUUCUUUUUCAUUUACUAGAUUUAAUUAAGGAGAACCAGAAAAGCUAAUUUAAAUUAAGGAACAGGCUAAAGUAUAUAAAUAGAAGGCAAGAUUAAGUAAAAACUUUUCAACUCAUUAAUCAUCAAAAAGAGAAUCAAUGUCAUGA